Suncus etruscus (white-toothed pygmy shrew) is the source of this 2271-nucleotide messenger RNA. It is a transcript of the gene SH3RF2, whose product is annotated as SH3 domain containing ring finger 2. Gene Ontology annotation, molecular function: protein phosphatase 1 binding; ubiquitin protein ligase activity. Gene Ontology annotation, cellular component: nucleoplasm. The record is from RefSeq and is a predicted model, not a curated record. The coding region runs from base 1 to 2205 and encodes 734 amino acids. The transcript is spliced from 9 exons. Gene Ontology annotation, biological process: positive regulation of JNK cascade; positive regulation of proteasomal ubiquitin-dependent protein catabolic process; protein ubiquitination. Lineage: Eukaryota; Metazoa; Chordata; Mammalia; Eulipotyphla; Soricidae.
AUGGAAGAUUUGUCCUUACUGGAUCUUCUGGAGUGUCCCGUGUGCCUGGAAAAGUUGGAUGUCACCGCCAAAGUACUCCCUUGCCAGCACACCUUCUGCAAACCAUGUCUACAGCGGAUUUUCAAGGCCCACAAGGAGCUGAGGUGCCCCGAGUGCCGGACCCUGGUGUUUUGCAGCAUCGAGGCAUUGCCGGCCAAUCUACUGCUCGUGCGUCUCCUGGACGGGGUGCGCACGGGUCAGAGUCUCAGGAGAGGGGGCUCAUUCCGCAGACCCGGGGUGCUGAGCCUGCAGGAUAGCAGGAAGAACAGGACUAACAUGAAGGAGCUGCCAUCCACCCCUUUCCGCCUGGUGCCCAGUAUCAGAAUCCACAUGGACGGGGUGCCACGGGCAAAGGCCUUGUACAGCUACCGAGGGCAGAAUCCGGGGGGCCUGAAAUUUAACAAGGGCGAUGUCAUCCUCCUCCGGAGGCAGCUGGACGAGAACUGGUACCAAGGGGAAAUCAAUGGAGUCAGUGGCAUCUUCCCCGCCAGCUCCGUGGAAGUCAUCAUGCAGCUUCCCCAGCCACCUCCACUCUGCAGGGCCCUCUACAAUUUUGACCUUCGGGACAAGGACAAAAGUGAGAACCAGGACUGCCUGAGCUUUUUCAAGGAUGACAUCAUUACAGUCAUCAGCCGAGUGGACGACAACUGGGCAGAAGGCAAAUUGGGAGAUAAAGUUGGCAUCUUCCCUAUCUUGUUUGUAGAGCCAAACCACACUGCAAGACAUCUCCUAGAAAAGAACAAAGGCCGCCAGUCAUUCAGCACAAAAAGUCUGUCUCUGAUGUCCCCCUCCUCCAGGGGCAAAGAGGCCAGCAUAUCCACUCUUCGAAGAGGCUCUGGGUCCAGGAGGAAGGGGCCUGGACAGUUUUCCAUCACGACUGCCUUGAACACACUCAAUAGGAUGGUCCAUUCUCCCUCGGGGCGCCAUAUGGUUGAGAUUAGCACCCCAGUGCUCAUCAGCUCCAGCAACCCCUCUGUGAUCACCCAGCACAUGGAGAAAGCAGAACUUCCUCUUAGCAAUCUGGGGCAGGUCAGCCCUUACCACCCCACACCUGCCUCCCCAGCACAUUCCACAGCAGCGGCUACCAUCUUCAGUCUGCCCAGCUCACAGCAGCACCUUGCAGCUAACAUGUUUGUGGCCCUGCGCACCUACUCAGCCCGUGGACCUGAGGAGCUUGACCUACAAAAGGGAGAAGGCAUCAGGGUCCUGGGGAAAUACCACGACGGCUGGCUCAGAGGCAUCUCCUUGGUCACAGGGCGAGUGGGCAUCUUCCCCCACAACUAUGUCGUCCCCAUCUUCAGAAAGACAUCUAGUUUUCCAGAUCCCCGGAGCCCUGGUCUCUACGCCACAUGGACAUUAUCCACCUCAUCCGUGUCUUCCCAAGGCAGCUUCUCCGAAGGUGAUCCUAGGCAGGGACGCCCAUUCAAGUCCGUCUUUGUGCCGACAGCCAUAGUCAACCCGGUGCGAAGCACAGCCAGCCCUGGGACGCUGGAAAGAGGCUCUCUCCGGAAAGGCCGGAGCAGCAUGAGAAAAAAUGGAUCCCUACAAAGACCUGUCCAGUCAGGGAUCCCCACCCUGGUGGUUGGUUCCCUCCGGCGAAGUCCUACCAUGGUUGUGCGGCCACAGCAAUUCCAGUUCUACCCGCCGCAGGGGGGUCCCAACUCCCCUUCACCAGUGAUGGCAGAGAUGAGCGCCAAGCCUGCUCCAACUGGGGAGCCAGCCCUUACCUGUGUCAGCAGCAGAGCCAACGACACCAGGAUCCACUCAGCUGCCAGUUCCAUAAUCAUGGAAGGCAAAGAAAUCCCAGUCAAGAGUGAGCCUUUUCCCAAACCACCUGCAUCUGCUCCACCAUCUAUCCUGGUAAAACCAGAAAACUCUAGAAACGGCACUGAAAAGCAAGUCAAAACUGUAAGGUUUCAGAACUACAGCCCUCCUCCUGCCAAGCACUAUCCUUCCCACCCCACCUCCGGGAAGCCUGAACAGCCAGCCAGCCAUAAGGGGUGCACACCUGAAGCAACUCCCUUGGGCUCCGAGAUGAAUGUCUUAUAUGCACACCGUAGUGGCUGCCGUUCAGGACAACAGACAGACCUCCGGAGGAAACCAACUUUUAGCAAGACUCCAAUGUCCACUGCCUCCGCCACACAGACUGUAUUUGCCAGCAAAUGAAGCUACAGGUGGCUUUUUCUGGACCCCCAAAGAGGUGAAUUGCAUUUAAAUACAUUCUGCCUCCCC